UGUCCGCCGCACCUUGGGCAUGGGGAACCGGGACCGGAGCCUCACGUGUGCGACUGCGGGGCUGGGGCCGCCCCUUCCGCCGCCGCCGCUCGGCCCCUUCCGGCGUCGGCUCCGGGCAGCCGGGAUGGGGGUGACCUGCGUGUCGCAGGUGCCGGUGGCCGAGGGCAAGAGUGUGCAGCAGACGGUGGAGCUCCUGACGCGGAAGCUGGAGGUGCUGGGGGCCGAGAAGCAGGGAACCUUCUGCGUGGACUGCGAGACCUACCACACGGCAGCAGCCACCAUCGGCACGCAGGGGCAGACGGGGAAGCUGAUGUAUGUGAUGCACAACUCCGAGUACCCCCUGAGCUGCUUUGCGCUCUUCGAGAGCGGCCCCUGCCUCAUUGCCGAUGCCAACUUCGACAUCCUCAUGGUGAAGCUCAAAGGCUUCUUCCAGAACGCCAAAGCCAACAAGAUAGAGACCAGGGGCACCCGCUACCAGUACUGCGACUUCCUGGUGAAGGUGGGCACGGUCACCAUGGGCCCCAGUGCCCGGGGGAUAUCUGUGGAGGUGGAGUACUGCCCAUGCGUGAUAGCCAACGACUGCUGGAGCCUGCUCAUGGAGUUCAUGCAGAGCUUCAUGGGGAGCCACGCUCCCGGCCUCCCUUCUGUGUUUGGCACCAAGCACGACAGCAUCUACAGCCCCUCAGACACCAUGGUGCAGUACAUGGAGCUCUUCAACAAGAUCCGCAAGCAGCAGCAGGUGCCUGUGGCCGGGAUGAGGUGAACGGAUGCCGCAGAAGCUGCUUUGGAAUGACUGCAUCCUGGGAUCAGGACACCUCCCCAGGUGCUGUGUUGCUUCUCAGCCUCUUUCCCCCUGUUUCAGAGCAAAGGGCUUGAAUUCUCCACGUGUUUCUCGGCCUCCUGCGUGGUUUUGAGCGUGUCUGGGAUGGAGCUUGUGGUGCUGAUGGUUCUUUGUCCCGUGCUUCAUGUGGGGGAUUAGAGCUCAGCAGGAAAAGGAGCAAUUCCAGGCAAAUCCAUGCCCAGAUUGGCACCGAAUCAGAGACUUUCCUGAACUUUGUAGGAUAUCCACAUGUCUUUAUUUUCCAUGGGAAUAAAAGGCUGUGUUUUGUGAGGA
Messenger RNA from Melopsittacus undulatus (budgerigar), 1114 nucleotides. RefSeq names its product mediator complex subunit 20 (gene MED20). Lineage: Eukaryota; Metazoa; Chordata; Aves; Psittaciformes; Psittaculidae. Gene Ontology annotation, cellular component: mediator complex. Gene Ontology annotation, molecular function: transcription coactivator activity. The coding region runs from base 20 to 763 and encodes 247 amino acids. Gene Ontology annotation, biological process: regulation of transcription by RNA polymerase II. The transcript has 4 exons. The record is from RefSeq and is a predicted model, not a curated record.